Paramecium pentaurelia is the source of this 1978-nucleotide messenger RNA. The record is from the annotation of a GenBank genome assembly. NCBI's taxonomy places the organism in Eukaryota, Ciliophora, Oligohymenophorea, Peniculida, Parameciidae.
AUGUAAAUUAGUUAUAAGGAAGCAAUAGAACAAUAAUUUGAAAAUAGGUAUAGAAAUCCUGAGUAAAAAGGUGUAGGAGCCUUUUCAAAAGUCUACAAAUGUCAAAAUAUAUUUGGAGAAUCUGUGGCUAUUAAGGUUUUAGAUAUCUUGAUUUUAGGUUGUCAGUUUAUUUUAAGUAAAGCCAUUAAUUAUACCUUAUCUAAAGAAUGAAGUUGAAUUAUUAAAAAAGAGUGAUAAUGAAAACGUUAUCAAAUUGUAUGAAGCUUAAGAAACACAAUUUGCUUUGUUUUUAGUUUUGGAAGUCAAUAUUAUUAUUUAUGCUUUAGUAUUGCGAGUUUGAUGUCAAAACUAUGAUGAAAAUAUUUUUUAAAAAUAAGUUACCCGAGGAUCUUGUAAUUGUUAUUCUUAAACAAUUGGUAAAUGGAUUACAUUAUUUACAUAAAAAUUAAAUUAUUCACAGAGAUUUAAAAUUAGAAAAUAUAGGAGUAGUAAUAUAGCCAGAAGAUUUAUGUAAACUGACAGCAUCCAAUGAACAUUUAUAUGAAUCAAUUUUUAAAAAUGCUUCUUACAAAUUACUUGAUUUAGGAUUAGCGAAAUAGUUUAUAAAUUAAACAAAAACUGUAACUUUCGCUGGAACUGAGGUUAAUAUGGGUAUAUUUUUGAAUUUAUGCUUUUAGCUCCUGAAGUUUUGGAAAGGAAACCGUAUUCGUUUGAAGCAGAUAUAUAUAGUUUGGGAGUUUGUUUAUAUUAAAUGAUUACUGGAGAGUAUCCUUAUUAUGAUGUACUUCAUUAAAAAGAUUAAUUUUAAUUAAUCAAGUAAUAAGAUGCCAAUUUUGAAAUAAUCGAAAAUAAAAUUCUAAGAAAUUUUAUUUAAAAAAUGCUCAAAUAUUAAGUUGAAGAAAGAUUAACAUUUUCAUAGUUAUAUUAAUCUCCAUAUAUUUUCAAUUCUUAACAAAUAAUUCCAUCACUUUUGGAAUCGUCCCUCAUUAAAAAUUAAGAAUUUUAUGACUGGAAUAAAUAAUUGGAUAAUAAUCAACUCCGUUAAGGUUCUUCUAAAUUGAAAAAAUACUCAUAUGCAUAGUUUGAUCAAUCUUAAUACUCAAAAUAAAAUAAUAAUUCCUUACAAAAAAAUUUUUUUGAAAAAAUUAAUAAAUCUAUAAUACACAACUAGAAUGUAUCAAAUAAUUAAGGGAAUAUUUAGAAUUAUGAUUUUGAAGAAAUGCAAGUUAGAAAUUCAAAUUAGAAAUCUUAAAUCGGAAAACCAAAAUCAAAUCUUAUAUAAAAAUUUGAAAAAUGGAAGUAAUUAAAGAAUUUUAUUAUGUUGAUCUAAAAUAUUUGUGAAAGGUUGUAUAAUUUGAUUUUAGAUAUUCCAGAUAUCUUAAGGUAUUUUUCUUUUGAAGGGGAAUUUCAUUGUUAUUUACAAUAUUUUACAAAAUUAGGUUAGGAUAUGGUAAAUUAGUUGAAAGAGGAAGUUAAUUCUUAGUCUAAUUAUUCUGAUUAUGAAUUAUAAACAGAACUCAAUGAUUCAUUAUAAAAAAUUUAAUUCCAUAAUGUUUUAGAUGUGAAAUCUUCUUACUUAAGUAAACAAGUUUAUAAACUGAGAAAAUAUUUGGAAUAAAUUGAUUCACUUAAAGAGAUAAAAGAAUAAAUAACAUUAGGUAAUUUAAAUAAAGAUUUCUAAAGGAAUAAUGCAGUAAUUUUUAAACAAAUCUUAGUGUUAUUAUAAAGUAUUUACUAUUAAGAAUAGGAAUUAGACUAGGAUGAAUAUCAAAAAUUAAAUUAAUUUAAUUGCAAUUUAUAUAUAAUUCUUAUCAAAUUAACAAUACUUGAAGCUGGAUUUUAAUAGAAAUUGUAAAUCUAAGAUGAUUUAAUAACAAAUUACAGCUUAAACAAUUUUUCCAAUGAUCCUGAUUCGUUAUGUACUUACUUAGGUCAAAUAAUGGAUGAAUAUAAAAUAUAAUAUUAUGACAAUUUAUGA